AUUACAAAAUACUUAUUAUCGAGUUGACAAAACAAUCAGUAAAAAGUUAUAUGAGUAUCAGUAUGCAGGAAAGCCACGAAUUUAUAACAACCAGAACACCACAUCUUCACAUAUUGAUUGCUCAUGUUAUAUUAAUAUUAGCUGGCCAAAGUUAGAUUUGAACUCUCGAGUAACUACUUUUGAGCCUAAGCAUGCUAAUUAUGAUUUUAAUUCAGAAAAAACUAAAUUUACACCACUUUACCGAAGUUUACCUGAAUCAAUUAUUAAUCGAAUCAAGUUUUACAUUGACAACUCAUCUGGAAUAAUUUUUGCACAAGCAUUAUUAUCUGAUGAAACAGCAAUGUCAUAUACAUGGGUAUUUGAGCAAUUAUUAAAUGCAAAUAAUAGAAUUUUACCAUCAGUUCUUAUAAGCGAUGCAGAUACUGGAUUAAAUGCGGCAGUAAAAACUUAUUUGCUUAAUGUUAAACAUAUUCACUGCAUAUUUUAUCUUAGACAAAAUUUGGAUCGUCAUUUACAAAAAUAUCAAUCAAAUAAUUUAGACAAUUCUGAAAUUUAUAAUUCUAGUAUAGAUCAAGAAUUUUUAGAUAUUAAUGAAAACAUUUCACAUGUUGAUAUUACACAAUCUUCAACAGUUCUUGAUAUACUUAGAAAAGAAGAUCCUAUCAAUGACAUUAAUAUGAUAAUUAAUAUUUUAGAAGAAUUGUAUGAGACAGACAAAUGUAUGAAUGAAACAAAUGAGGAUAUGAAUUAUUCAAACCAAAAAGCAAUUAGUAAUCCAUAUAUGAUUAAGCCAAAAGGAAGGCCACGAAACAAAAGAUUUAAAAGCUCUGUUGAAAUAUCUAAAAAUCCUAGAAGUGGCAGUUCAAGCAAUUUUCAAAAUAACCAUAGUAAUAAUAGCAGAGGACUAAACAUGUAUAGCAAUUGUAAUUUAACUAGUCAUAAUAUUCGACGAUGUAAUGCACCAUGUAAACUAUGUAAGCAACAAGGUUAUACAUAUAUGAGAUGCAAAGGAAAAGCGAUAGAAAAUAGUUGUGCUAAUUAG
Messenger RNA from Racocetra fulgida, 1042 nucleotides. The record is from the annotation of a GenBank genome assembly. NCBI's taxonomy places the organism in Eukaryota, Fungi, Glomeromycota, Glomeromycetes, Diversisporales, Gigasporaceae.